Messenger RNA from Endocarpon pusillum Z07020, 1632 nucleotides. RefSeq lists its product as uncharacterized. Gene Ontology annotation, molecular function: transmembrane transporter activity. Bases 1 to 1632 code for a protein of 543 amino acids. Gene Ontology annotation, biological process: transmembrane transport. NCBI's taxonomy places the organism in Eukaryota, Fungi, Ascomycota, Eurotiomycetes, Verrucariales, Verrucariaceae. The record is from RefSeq and is a predicted model, not a curated record. The transcript is spliced from 3 exons.
AUGAGACUUACACAAGCUUCAAGAACCUAUUGCGAUGACAGCUUUCCGACUGCUCAGUUUCUCUUGCUGGCACUGGUCAGAGUCGCCGAGCCAAUUGCCUUGACCUCCAUCUUUCCUUACGCCUGGCCCCUUGUCAAGAGCUUCCAUAUAGGCGACCGCAGCGAUGCCUCCUUCUAUACCGGUGUCCUCAUAUCUGCAUUCGCCCUCUCAGAGGCCCUCACCGGUUUUUUCUGGGGCUCUUUGUCAGACAGAAUUGGCCGAAAACCCGUGCUGUUGACUGGCUGCGUUGGUACAAUGCUCUCCUUGCUGAUCGUCGGCUUUUCUACCAACUUCUGGGUAGCAUUACUCGGCAGAGUGGUUGGUGGUGUGCUCAAUGGAAACAUUGGUGUCAUCCAGACCAUGGUUGGGGAAUUGGUGAAGAGGCCAGAGCAUGAACCCAAAGCAUAUUCGGUGAUGCCGUUUGUUUGGAGUAUUGGGACAAUCAUCGGACCAGCGGUUGGGGGUACAUUUGCCAAUCCGUCCAAACAUUUCCCUUCUGUCUUCUCAAAGCACGGUAUUUUUGCUCAUUUCCCAUACCUUCUACCGAACUUGAUCUGCGCGGCAUUCCUUCUCUUCUCUAUCCUUUCUGGAUACUUCUUACUACAAGAGACACAUCCAGAUCUACAACCACGAGCAAGCCUUUUCGUCUAUAAUGAGGAAACGGACCACACUCCAUUGAUCACGGCUGCUGGAGCGUCUGCGGACCCCGACGUGGAUCUGCGAACAGAGUCGUAUGGCACAUUCAAUGAGGUCAACUUACACGAGGAAGAACAUUGGUAUGUUAACGCCGAUGGAACGUCGACACCAGCAUCACCCAAUGAGAAGUCUUGUUCCAGAGCAUUUACAUGGCAAGUUUCGAUGUUAGUGCUUGCUCUUGGGAUCUUCACUUACCAUUCUAUGGCUUACGACCAUUUACUGCCAAUAUUUCUUCAAGACCAACGCAUUAGCGAGAUCUCUUCACUCAACGGCUUCAAUCCCUUUCAUAUUCCGGGCGGUCUAGGCUUGACCACCGAGGUAGUCGGACUGAUCAUGUCUGUGAAUGGACUUAUCGCCCUCUUCGUUCAAGGCAUCAUCUUCCCCAUCCUCACUGACUGGCUUGGGGUGUGGAGCAUCUUCGUUCUCGUCACAAUCCUUCACCCCAUCGCCCAUGCCAUUGUACCAUACCUGGUGCUUUUACCUGAAACCCUAGUCUACCCGGGAAUCUACACCUGUCUCACCAUCCGUAACAUCCUCCACAUCCUUGCCUAUCCCGUCAUUCUAAUUCUCCUUAAACAAGCUAGCCCUGCACCGUCCGUACUUGGAAAGAUCAAUGGUCUAGCAGCAUCAAUGGCUGCAGCUUGUCGAACCAUUUCACCGCCCAUCGCGGGCAUUCUCUAUGGUAUAGGCACCAACAUCGGCUUUACUGGGUUGGCAUGGUGGGGAAGCGCCUUCGUUGCUAUACUGGGAUCCUUGCAACUCUGGUUCGUGCCACGAGAAAAGAACGGAAAUGCCACUACAGUGCGGUCGUUGGCCCCGUGCUUGGCGAAGGCCCAACCAGAGCGAGAUCAGAAAGAGGUUGUAAGGGUUGAGGUUGUGGACCUGGAGCGUGCAUGA